CAUGGUUCUCGCAAUACCCAAUACUUACAGCUUCAAAUUCAAAUCUAUAUUCAAAUUAAACAAGAAAUCUAUAAAGCAUCAUCUGGAUGAACGAGUCAAUUGUCAUAAUGAUCUUCUAUCCUAUUUGCCGGAAGAGAUUCUUUUGAACGUAUUCGCAAAUCUUGACAGCCCAACAGAAUUUAUCUGCACAAGCCGCUAUUUUGCAUCCUUGGGAUCUUCUCCACGAUUUGUAGCACAUUGGAUCACGUUGCGCUACGGAAAGAGCUGUGCUCUGUACUGCGCCCUGACGAAGCACUCUGAAAUAUGCGAUGACAAACUCGUUCGUUGCCUGAUGACACUUCAAGUGGAUAUGCCGAGAUACUUGCUGCAGAUGUUGAUUGAAAAUUAUCGUGGACCACGCAGAGCGUCAGUAAAGUCCUCGAACUCAACGAAUCAGUCUGGUGGGAAGCUUUCGACCUUCACUGACGCUAUCAGCAUGCUUCCUUUCUCUGGAUACGCUGCAGUCAUCAACGCCGCUUUUGAAAAAUACGGUGAUGUCUUUACAUCAGAGGAAAAUGAUUUUUCGACGGUCAUCCGGAUAUUGGGAGAGCUCCAAAACGGUAGUGCCAGCGAAGAGAAGCAAGCACAACUGGAGCAGAUAUUUUUGGAAAAGCAAUUUUCGCCAAUAGAAACAAAGCAAGACAUAUCUCCUGUUAUACUGGAAGGAUUUGAAAAAUUUAUUUCCACUCGAGCAAAAAAUUGAAACCAACGACUGAUUGUCGAACUUGAUACCCUCCCCCCUUCCUAUUAGUGUACAGUGCUCUCAUUAAAUAAUUUUUGCCUCUAUCUUGGGAGUUAACAGCUCCGUAUCAAAAUGUUGAAAUUUGCUAAAAUGAAGAAAAGCAGGCUUUACCUCCCUUA
Umbelopsis ramanniana AG is the source of this 900-nucleotide messenger RNA. RefSeq lists its product as uncharacterized. The annotation marks the transcript as partial. The transcript has 2 exons. Lineage: Eukaryota; Fungi; Mucoromycota; Umbelopsidomycetes; Umbelopsidales; Umbelopsidaceae. Gene Ontology annotation, molecular function: protein binding. The record is from RefSeq and is a predicted model, not a curated record.